CUCUCUAUACUAGACCACACUACGGCUAUACAAGAUGUGUCUUUGGCUCUUUCUUCCGUGCCUAGUGACGCUCAUAAUCAUCAUCUUGAGUUAGUUGCUCUUUGCUGUUUGCGUUUCCAGCCAAUACGAACCACGAGGUACUAUUGAGAGUAACAAAUAACUCUAGAUGAAUCUGAUACUAAGGGAAGGAGGCAGUUCCGACUUACGCAAUAAGCCGAUGGUACCUGCUAGACUUGGUCCAGGCCUCUUCAUCGAGUUCAUCGAAAGCUUUACUCGUAGCGAUUGGUUGCAUUCAAAUAUAGAAAGUGCAUGGUGUAUUCAACAACUUGAAGACCUUCGAGUUAUAAAUAUAAGUUAUCUUAUGCUCGGGGUAUCAUUAUUCUUAUAUUCGAACAUCUCAAUCGUUUUGUGUUCUACAAUCACUUCUUGAUCUUCCAACACUGUGCUCCAAGCAGCACUCUUCCAAAAUGAAAUACGCUCUCAUCCAGCUCGCCAUCAUAGGCGCGGCCACCGCUCUCGUUGUACGCGGAGGCGGUCAGCAGCCCGAUGUGAAAACCCCAAGUGUUUAUCAGCCCAAGCCAAUCGAGACCCCACCUGUGGCGGUUAAGCCUUCGCCUUCUCCAGAAGAGCACAAACCUUCUCCAACACCUAAGGAGGAAAAGCCGAAGCCUUCUCCCGACCACGAGGAGAAGCCACAACCCUCUCCCAAGCCUGUCGAGCCCGUGAAGCCGAAACCCGACGAGCCAAAGCCCUCCCCCAAACCUGUCGAGCCUGUCAAGCCGAAACCUGAGGAGCCAAAGCCCUCCCCUAAACCCGUUGAGCCUGUCAAGCCGAAACCCGACGAGCCAAAGCCAUCCCCUAAACCAGUUGAACCUGUCAAGCCGAAGCCCGACGAGCCAAAGCCCUCCCCUAAGCCUGUCGAGCCAAAACCCUCCCCUAAGCCAGUUGAGCCAAAGCCAAAGCCUGUCGAGCCUGUCAAGCCCUCCCCCAAACCCGUUGAGCCUGUCAAGCCUUCUCCCAAACCAGUCGAGCCCAAGCCUGUUGAACCGAAGCCAAAGCCAGUCGAACCCAAACCCGUUGAGCCCAAGCCUUCAGAGCCUGUCAAGCCGAAACCAGAGGAACCAAAGCCCACUCCUAAGCCGAUUGAGACGAAGCCAGCUGAAGAGAAGCCAAAGCCAACCCCAGUACCUGUAAAACCCCAUGACGACAACAAGGACAAGGGUCAGUGGGAUGAGAAAGAGAACAACAACGAUCACGACAACAAGGGAAAGAACGAAGAGAAAGGACACGAGCAGCCGAAGGGAGACGAACACGACAAGGACAAGAAACAGGGCAAGAAUGACGGGAAGGACAGCAAGCCGGAGGAUAAAGCGGGAGACCACAACAAGUCAUAUUAG
Molecule: messenger RNA, 1397 nt
Organism: Periconia digitata
Lineage: Eukaryota; Fungi; Ascomycota; Dothideomycetes; Pleosporales; Periconiaceae
Source: the annotation of a GenBank genome assembly